CUUGGCAUUUGCAGACUUGGAUUCCUUCAUAUGGUUCCACAGCUGGAGCGCUCAUUACAGCUACAGGAUGAAAUCAUCCAGGCAUACCAGCAGAAAGCUCCUGAGUUGAGACGGUUUGCCCAGAAAAUCAAGGCAGGAGGCAGCGUCGCUGCUUUGCAAGCUGCAGAAGAACGGGAAGCAUUCCUUCUGGAGCUGCAAAAGCCAUUGGUGGCAAGGUAUGGCUUUGAGGAGUCUGCAAAGGGCGUGCGGGAUGCCAUGGUUGAGUACGCUGACAUUGCCGAGAACAACUUGGUGACGAAGCGCCACAACCAUAUGGAGAGGCUUCUCGCUGGGGGAGAGGACAUCGACCUUUACCUUGGAGUGCCGGCACAGCAGGCCAUCCGGAACUUCGGCACUAGGCGACCAGCGCCUCCUAGCCAAUUCCCCUUGGUUGCACGGGAGGACUUUGAAAAGAGCUUUGAAGGCCGGCGCCUGCCGGUGCCGCGGAAAGACAUGCUGGCUGCCAACACCACUGAGGAGCUGGCGGCCGCCUGCAAGCGAGGAGACACCCUUAGAGCUGAGGCGCUACUUGGCCAGAGUGGUGUGGUGAACAUUGGCUUCCAUGGACUUGGCCCCGCUGGAGCAAAGACCUUGGCGCAGGUCAUCAGUCCCAAGUUAGAGGCACUUGAGCUGGACAUCACCGGCAAUGGUAUUGGACCGGAGGGCGUCAAGGCCUUGGCAAGCAAGAUUCCAAAGAACUUGAAGGUGCUGAAGUUGAACCUGUCCCGGAAUCGCUUGACGCUGGCAGGGGUCAAAGCCAUUGCUGCGUCGAUCCCAAAAUCUGUUGAGGUACUUAGCUUGGGAUUUUCUGGCAUGAAGAUGGGAGCAGCUGGCGCAGCUGCACUGGCAGAAGCGAUUCCGCCACAGGUGAAAGAUCUAUCAUUGGAUCUCUUCGGGAACAAAAUCGGAGAUGACGGGAUGGAUCUCAUCUCCAAGGCACUACCCAAAUCCUUGGAGUUGCUUCAUGUGGUGCUCCAACAGAACGAUCUUAGCAGAAGGGGGUUCUUCAUGCUUGACCGGCAGAUUGGAGACCCGCUGAACCAGCGCUUUUUGCCGAAGCUUAAGCCGGAGAACUUUAUUAAAUCUGGGGAGGUGGACGUCACAGAGUUUAAGGAGGAAGCAGAGCCUUGUUCAUCAGUCAAAAUGGCGACGCUAGCGGCCCUAGCGGCCAAAAUGUCCACAUGAGUCUGUAGCCAAGGAUGGAACCAUUCAUCGACAGGUUGAGUGGCAAAGAGUCAUUUGACUCCUCCAAGCAGAUAUUUUUAGAGCUGUAUCAUCCUAUAUCUUCCAUUUGCUUGAAGGGUUUGCAAAACAAGCUCUGCUGCUGCAGCUUGUGUGAGCUGUUUUGUCUUUGCACUUUAUCCC
Molecule: messenger RNA, 1404 nt
Organism: Durusdinium trenchii
Lineage: Eukaryota; Dinophyceae; Suessiales; Symbiodiniaceae
Source: the annotation of a GenBank genome assembly